Molecule: messenger RNA, 1644 nt
Organism: Lentinula edodes (shiitake mushroom)
Lineage: Eukaryota; Fungi; Basidiomycota; Agaricomycetes; Agaricales; Omphalotaceae
Product: NAD-binding Rossmann fold oxidoreductase
Exons: 3
Coding region: 338-1468 (376 amino acids)
Molecular function (GO): nucleotide binding
Source: RefSeq, a predicted model, not a curated record
UGAUACACUAUUGUGAAACAAAGACAAGUCAGGCAAUCCAGGCAAGGUCAGUGCCUCGGCACGAGGCCCUUUCCCAUGAAUAAUCAUCCUCGAAUAUCCCGACUCAUUACUGAUUCCCGACACGACGGGAAAUAAAACACUCGGCAACUCCUCAAUCUGAGCGGAAGGUUCAUGGCCACCGUCCAUUGCAGACGGUCUGAGAAUAUACCGCUUCCUCCGGGGUUUGAGCUGGGUAAUCUUUUGCCUUGAAUGUAUGUUCAACAGUCCUACAAAUAGCUUGGGAGUUUAAGUAUCUUUGCUGUCAACGUCUAUAUCAACAUCUCUCAGUGUACCCACAAUGGCACAAGAAUCAAAAACUCCGAUUCAGUUGGGCUUCAUCGGUCUCUCAGCAACUGGAUGGGCCGCUAUAGCUCUCGCACCUCCACUCUUUGAGGAACCUCUAUCUUCCAAAUACUCUCUCGUUGCCGUAUCCACGUCUAAACCCGAAUCAGCUGCAGCCAGUGCAGCGAAAUAUUCCGAACUCGCCUCGAAUUCCACAGGUACCUCAGUCACUGUCAAACCGUACCACGGGUCAGCAAAGCAUAUCGCGUCAAAUAUAGACGUCGGUAUGGUUGCUGUAUCCGUCAAAGUCCUGGACCAUAAGGAGGUUGCGAGUGAGGUAAUUAAAGCUGGGAAGGAUCUUUUCAUUGAGUGGCCGGCUGGUGUUCGUCUUGCAGAGACGAAGGAAUUGUAUGAGGCUGCGAAGGCCAAAGGAAUUAGAACCAUGAUCGGGUUCCAGAGCAGGUUUACCGCGUAUGCGUUGAAGGCUAAAGAAAUCAUUGACAACGGUGACCUUGGUAAAAUCCUUUCCUCUACUUUCAUUGUUUCCCUCACUGGAUACUGGGGUCGCUUAAUGCCCGCGAACUAUGACUACACCCUGUCCUCGUCCAACGGAGCCACAAUGCUUGACAUCCCUGGCGGCCAUGCUCUUGACAUGUUCACCCACAUCCUCGGGCCCAUCUCUUCUCUAUCUGCUAUCAUAAAAAACCAAUUCCCUUUGACAACACUCACGGACUCAGACGGCAAUCCCACCGAUAGAACCGUCCCAAACGAUUCGCCAAACCAAGUUUGCGUUACCGGCACAUUAGCCAAUGGGGCCUUAUUUACCGUUCACUUUCAAUCUCCUGUGAAAGAAGCUGACUUUAACUGGAUCAUCAACGGAGAGAACGGUGUUCUUCGGAUUGUUGAUGAGUCUGACCGGACGACCAAACGGGGAUUUUUCGACGCAACUCCGGAUGUGUAUUUGAACGGAGAGAAAGUCGCUAUUGAUGCGGACAAUAUUACUAGGAGGACUGGGUUGAAUUGGCAGGCGUUCGCUGAUGGAGAGGUAUCACAGUAUGCGGACCUUGAACAAGCUUUGAAGGUGAAAGAGAUUUUACAGGCGAUUGUGAGGAGUUCGGAAGAAGGAAAGCGAGUUGAGAUGCAAUGAAUCGAUAGAUGGAUAUGCAUCUCGGUCAAAGAUGGGGUCGUCUGACUACCCUCACGGUGAGUGCUCAUCCCGCAUGGUGAUAAGGUAGACGUACACACAUGCAGAAAAUUGUAUCCGAUGAGGUUUUGAAAAUAUGAAGAGCCCUCAGAAUGAAUAAGGUGAUAAUAAUGAGUUUG